CUUUGAUCUCUGCUCAUUUGGCUGCAGGUGGGGUUCAAAGAGCUCCCGACUCAGUGAUGCCGUUUUAGACUCCCAAGUUCGAACGCUUCUGUCCUUGGAAGGGAGUGUACUGGAGGGAAGUCUCGUUAAGAACUCUUCUUUGUGACAUGAGGUUGAGAGCGCCUGAUUGCCAUUUGUACAUAUUUUGAUACCCUCAAAAUGCUUUCCUUUCUUUCCACGUGGCACCAACACAGCGCAGAGUGCACGGAUCCCUAUGACACCCCUCCAGGGAAUGAGGCGGGUGAGAACCAGUCCCACUUCCAGGGCGUGACCGGCCUGCGGAACCUCGGCAACACGUGCUACAUGAACGCCAUCCUACAGUGUCUCUGCAGCAUCUCGCCGCUGGUGGAAUACUUUCUCUCUGGAAAGUACAUUACCGCUCUUCAAAAGGACUGCAGUGAGGUUGCCACGGCUUUUGCCUACGUGAUGACAGACAUGUGGCUUGGUGACUCAGACUGUGUGUCACCAGAAAUAUUUCGGUCAGCUCUUGGCAACCUCUACCCAGCAUUCAUGAAAAAGACACAACAAGAUGCUCAGGAAUUCUUGAUUUAUGUCCUGAAUGAACUUCAUGAAGCUCUGAAAAAGUACCACCGAAGAAGAUCAUGUGAGAAAGGAUCUGUUCCCAGGUGCUGCAGGAAGGCGAUUGCCAACGAGACCUCCAUCAUCACGCGGCUGUUUGAAGGGCAGCUCAGUUACAGCAUCACCUGCUUGACGUGUGAGAACUGCACCUACAAGAACGAAGUCUUCACCGUCCUGUCCCUCCCCAUUCCAUCCGAGGCCCAGUGCUCGCUUCAGGACUGUCUCCAGUGUUUUUUUCAACAAGACACACUGACCUGGAACAACCGAAUUCACUGCUCCUUUUGUGAAACCAAGCAAGAAACAGCUGUGAGGGCCAGUAUUUCCAAAGCACCAAAAACAGUUAUCUUUCACUUAAAAAGGUUUGACAUUCUGGGUACAAUGAAAAGGAAGCUGAGAACAAACAUUCAUUACCCACUCACUAACCUGGACCUCACUCCUUACAUUUGUCCGAUUUUUCGGAAACAUUCUAAAUAUAACCUCUGUGCAGUGGUGAACCACUUUGGUGAUCUGGAUGGCGGCCACUACACAGCUUUCUGCAAGAACUCAGUGACCCACGCCUGGUACAGCUUUGAUGACACACGAGUCAGUGAGAUUCCAGAUACUUCAGUUCAAACCGCUACAGCAUAUCUCCUGUUCUAUAGCUGCCAGCCCUUUUCUAUACCCACACAAAAAUGCAAGAGCUAGAAAAAUGGUGUUUCCUGAAAAUUGCAAAACAAGCA
Messenger RNA from Equus quagga, 1337 nucleotides. It is a transcript of the gene USP50, whose product is annotated as ubiquitin specific peptidase 50. Gene Ontology annotation, cellular component: extrinsic component of endosome membrane; dendritic spine; extrinsic component of plasma membrane. The transcript is spliced from 6 exons. The coding region runs from base 199 to 1302 and encodes 367 amino acids. Lineage: Eukaryota; Metazoa; Chordata; Mammalia; Perissodactyla; Equidae. The record is from RefSeq and is a predicted model, not a curated record. Gene Ontology annotation, molecular function: cysteine-type deubiquitinase activity. Gene Ontology annotation, biological process: Ras protein signal transduction; protein K63-linked deubiquitination; endosome organization.